This is a messenger RNA of [Torrubiella] hemipterigena, 3341 nucleotides long. The record is from the annotation of a GenBank genome assembly. NCBI's taxonomy places the organism in Eukaryota, Fungi, Ascomycota, Sordariomycetes, Hypocreales, Clavicipitaceae.
GCCAACGGCAGCUCACCCAAUGACCUGCGCCCGCGCCACGCUCCAAAUCUCUGUCCUUCGGCGCCGGUCUGCCUGCUUCUUCGACCCCAAUCAGUUUCGCAACACUUGCACCGUUGCCUGUUUUUUUCCUCCUUCCCGCUCUCCUCACUAACCGCCGAUUCUCUCAGCCUGUGUGCAAGAGAUUUCUUCUUCUUUCCUUCUUUCUUCCUCUCCUGCACCAUCACAGUCUUGUCAUCGGCUGUCGCCAGCCAUUGCCCGCCAUGAAGAUUACGUUCAGAGAUCUCAAGCAACAAAAGUUCACUCUCGAAGUCGAGCCGUCCGAGCUGAUUUCGGCGGUUAAGCAGAAGAUUUCAGAUGAAAAGGGCUGGGAUCCCAAGCUCCAGAAGCUCAUUUACUCUGGCAAAAUCCUCAAGGAUGAGGAGACCGUCGAAUCAUACAAGAUUGAGGAGUCCGGCUUCGUUGUGUGCAUGGUAAACAAGCCUAAGCCCGCGCCGGCUGCUCAACCUGCUGCCGCCGUCCCAGCUACUCCCGCCCAGCCUGUUGCCAGCACUCCCGCUGCUCCUCCCGCACCUGCGCCUUCUACUACGAACACACAGGCUGCUGCUCCUCCUGCUACGCCUACACCGAACCGCGCUGCCGACACCCCAACUGGUGGUGCUCCCACCGGCCUUGCCAUGGGCGCCGAGCGAACGGAAGCCAUCCAGAACAUGGAGGCCAUGGGCUUUGAGAGAAGCCAGAUCGAGGCAGCCAUGCGUGCCGCUUUCAACAACCCUGAUCGUGCUGUUGAGUACUUGCUUACCGGAAUCCCAGAGAAUGUUCAGCAAGAACGUCAACAAGCUGCCCCUGCUGCUGCCCCUGCAACCUCGACGGAAGACACCUCCACAGUUCCUGGUGCCGACGAUGUAAACCUUUUCGAUCUCGCUGCCGCUCAGCGUGGUGGAAGCGGCCGCAGUGCCAGCUCUGGCGGUGCUGCCGCGGCCGGUGCUGCAGGCGACCUUGGAAACCUGGACUUUUUGCGCACAAACCCUCAGUUCCAACAGCUUCGCCAGGUUGUUCAGCAGCAACCCCAAAUGCUGGAGCCUAUUCUUCAGCAGCUUGGAGCUGGAAACCCCCAGCUGGCCCAGCUCAUUGCUUCCAACCCCGAUGCCUUUUUGAGCCUGCUUGGUGAGGAUGCCGAAGACGAUGUGCCUCUGCCUCCUGGUGCCCAGGCCAUCUCAGUGACUGAAGAAGAGCGUGAUGCUAUCGAGAGAUUAUGUCGUCUCGGAUUCGAUCGCGACCAAGCUAUCCAAGCUUACUUUGCUUGUGACAAGAACGAAGAACUCGCUGCCAACUUUCUCUUCGACCAGCCUGAGGAUGACGAGCAGCCCGAAAACUAGAGCCUACACAACGAAAUACGAGGAGUAUAAGGCACAGGGAGAAUGGGAGAACAAUGGAACUCAUAUUUCUAUUUAACGAUUACGAAAUAAUUACUUGCUCAAAAUGAUUGCGAAUGCCGUCGUGAGACUCUGCGCUUUCGUAGUAGUAUGUUACAGGCAAAUGAGUCUGGAUAUAAAACAGCAAAUAGUAAACAUGUUCAUUAAGCUACCGUAAACGUGGGUAUCAUUCCAAUUCGUGGUUGCGCCGCCGUUCCCUUCCAUGUUAUGAAGCUCGCUUUGUUUCUAGCCCGGCCGUUAUGUGAUGGGCUCGCCGUUGAGACCAUAUUGUACACCUUGCUUGCCCUUCUUCUUACCACCCUUCUUCUUGCCCUUCUCGUCCUCAUCUGCAAACAACUCCUCGCGCCGUUUGCGCAUAAUCUCAGCCUGUUCGUCCACGACACGUUGCUGCUCAGCUUCAUAGCUCUCCUGGACUUUGCGUUGCUCAGCCUCAAUUGCUUCAACAGCUUCAAAUUCAGACCCAGUAGCCGCUUGAUAUUCAUCAAUGUCGAUCUUGACUGUCUUUUCGCCAACGAGAGCCGCCGUGAUGCGUUGCGGGUUAUGUCGUUCUUCGCGGUUGAACUUGAGCUUCACAUGGCGUCGCUGCUUGCCUGGGAUCAUUUGUGAGAUCAUUUCGAAGUCUGUGCCCAGCAUGCGCAAGCCCUUGUAGAACAUUUCUGUUUCUUGGUCUGUCCAAAUAUUAGGACCGCGCAACUUGGAGGUGUUCAUGAACGAGCUGCUCGUUAUCAGUCGGGUAAAGUCGUUUUCUUCAAUUGUCUCCAUGUCUUCUCCGGCCUGUGCAGCUGCAGCUCGCGCGUGUCUAUCCAUGACCAGGGAGCUUUGGUCGACCACAAUCUGACCGUCGACAAUGCGGAACUGUGGGCCAGAGGGAGGUGCAACUGUCGUCCCUGCCGUUGAGGUAGGUGUGCUCGCACCGAGUUUUCUUUCGUUGAGAGGAGUGCUUGACCGGCUCAUGCCAUCGCCCAAUUCACUCUUUUCCAGCUUGGCUCGGAUGCGGGCCUGACGCUCUCUCUCGCGUAGCUCGUCGUGUCUACUAAAUUUCUUUCCAAUGUGUAAGUCUUUCGUCAAGUCGGACAUCUUCAGCUUUUGUAAAUCCACAACUUGGGCUUCUGAGUCCUCCGGUGUUAUAGAGCGAGCCCGGCGCGGGGCUCGAGGUUUUGAAGUAUCGCCAAUCGUUGCUAUUGAACCUCGUUUCUUGCGUUCAGUCGUAGCAGGAAUUUCGGCUCUCGCAGCAUCGGCGUUUGACUUGGUCCGCUUCGCUGGUCGGCCGGCAGAGACUGUGUCUUGUGCUUCAACAGACUCGACAGCAACCGAGGACCGUCUCCGUAUUCUUGCUUGUGUUGGCGGGGGUGUUGCCAGGCCUGCUGCCGACGGCGCUGUAACAGAGGCAGCUUCAGUUUGAGCCUCCGCAGUGAUGGACUGCUGACGAGUUCUUCGGGUCUGUCUCUUAGGAGCUGCUUCAACAGGCUUUUCUGGCACUUCUGGUUCUAUCACCGGGGUAUCAAGUGUUGGUAUCGUAGCUAAACUGGCACGACGGCCACUAGUUUGACUUGAGUUGGAAGCUACACUUGAGCGUCGCCGGCUUCGUGUUAACGGUACGUCUUCACUUGGAAGAUCUUGUUCAAGGGAAGGUGCCUCUGUAUGUGUUGUAGUCAGUUUAUCGUUUGUCGUAAUAAUAGGAGAUUCGUCCACCGGGACUUCUUCGAUCUGUUUUGUUGUACUUGUAGUACCGCGCGACCGGGCAGAGGGGAUCUUGGGCUUAAAGGCAAGACCACCCUUCUUUUUAAACAUGGAACUCAUGAUUUCCAACAGUAGCAAGGAGAUUAAUCAAUAAAAAAUAGCAAAGCAAUAACCCUACAUAUCUCGGUGAAGUCUUGCAGGAUCACAGCGCGCGUGUUGACGAAUGGC